This is a messenger RNA of Pseudogymnoascus verrucosus, 1667 nucleotides long. RefSeq lists its product as uncharacterized. Gene Ontology annotation, biological process: pectin catabolic process. Gene Ontology annotation, molecular function: polygalacturonase activity. The transcript has 4 exons. Bases 502 to 1593 code for a protein of 363 amino acids. Gene Ontology annotation, cellular component: extracellular region. The record is from RefSeq and is a predicted model, not a curated record. NCBI's taxonomy places the organism in Eukaryota, Fungi, Ascomycota, Leotiomycetes, Thelebolales, Thelebolaceae.
GUCCGUCCCCGUCUCCAACAUUGUAUAUUAACUAGAAUUCCACAUUUUUCCACCUCUUAGAAGGCUGUCUUGUUGAGAUACGGGCACUGAGAUCAGAUCCGAGCUAUUCAUGACCCCGUGCCAAUGGAGGAAUGCUGAUUUGAGGAAUAAGAAAUAAGCCUCAAAAAAACCCACCUGGCCGUUUACUACAGGCUCCUCCACAAAUUAAUCCAUUCAAUUCGGAAAGAAUUGUCGGUCUCCCGGGUGCCGCUAUGGGAACAACUCUUUGAUACGCUGGCCAAUCAAUUAUAUUGAUUCAAAGCUUUAGCUAAGAUAUAUGCAAAGCUUGUCCAAUUCUGGCCCAAAGCUUGUGCCUAGAUUUCCAGCCGGUCAACCGUGAAAGGAAGAAGACUGUAAUGUAUAAAUGAGAGUAAAGUUCCGUUUAAUUCGCUGUCUUCGUUCUGUUCUUCAUCACAUCGCAGCAGUUUUCUCUCUCUUUCGCAUUCUCAAACUCUGUUCAUCAUGAAGUAUUCCAUCUUCGCUGUUGUCCCCCUUGCACUGGGAGCCAGCGCUGCUACUCCCUGUACUGUCACCGAAUUUGCAUCGAUUUCUUCUGCUGUUGCGUCAUGUACAGACAUUGUAUUGAAGAACAUUGUAGCUCCGUCCGCAAGCGCGAUUGAUCUCUCCAAGUUGAAGACUGGCGCCAAAGUCACCUUCGCUGGCAAAACUACUUUCGAGAAAACCCCAGACAGUAAAUUUGACCCCAUUAUCAUUGGGGGCACCAAAGUUACCAUCACCGGAGCACCAGGACAUGUCAUUGAUGGAAACGGACAAGUUUACUGGGAUGGCCUGGGAUCGAAUGGAGGUGUUCCAAAGCCCAACCACUUCGUCGUGGUCAAGAACACAGUUGACUCUGUCAUCUCCAACCUAAACAUCAGGAACUGGCCUGUUCACUGCUUCACCAUCUCCGGCGGCAGCGGCCUCACCCUUCACAACAUCAAUCUGGACAACACUGCCGGAAACGCGCCUAACUCCGUCAGCAACGGUCUGGCUGCCGCCCACAACUCGGACGGCUUCGACAUAUCCUCCACCAGCGGCCUGACGCUCAAAAACUCGGUCGUCAACAACCAGGAUGACUGCGUCGCUGUGACAAGCGGCUCUAACAUCCUCGUUACAGGCAUGACCUGCAUUGGCGGCCACGGACUGAGCAUCGGUUCCAUUGGAGGCAAGAGCAACAACGUCGUCGACGGUGUUACGUUCUCCAACUCAGUUAUCUCCAACAGCGAGAACGGAUGCCGCAUCAAGACCAACUCCGGCACCAACGGCACUGUCAAGAACGUUACCUACAGCGGCAUCACGCUCAGGAACAUCGACAGGUACGGCAUUGACGUGCAGCAGGACUAUCUCAACGGUGGCCCAACUGGUAUUCCCACUAACGGCGUCGAUAUCUCUGGCAUCACCUUCAAGAACGUUAGGGGCACUGUUGCCUCCGGCGCAUACAACUACUACAUCCUCUGUGGAGAUGGUAGCUGCUCGAAUUUCACGUUCUCCGGCACCAGAGUCACUGGCGGCAAGUCGAGCUGCAACUUCCCAUCGUCGAAAUGCACGUCUUAAGCGGGGAUUGGGCUUGGAUAUAGCGAAUUCUUGUACUCAUUUUGAUUAAAUAUUGGAUGCCUAGAAGUAGAGUC